AGGGUGGAGACUGGAGAGCCGAGACGACCGUUGGAGGAGCCAGAGCCCGGCAGGCCGGCGGCCGCCCCUCCGCUUAAAAACCUCCUCGUCUCCCCUCGCAUCGUCUUCCAAACCCGAGCAAGCAACCUCCUCCGUGCGACCGCCCCAUGGACCGGCGUCCGCCGCUCGCCGUCUCCCCGCGCCGCCUCCGCCCGCGCCCGCACCGCGUGCCGCGGCCGCCGCUGGUGCCGGCCUCCUCCGUGAAGACGCCGCCAGGGUCGAUGAAGAAGGCGGCGGCCCCGAUGCGCGCGUCCAUCUGCGCGAUCCCGUCCCCGAUCCGCCUCGAGCCGAGCCCGAUGCGCGCCUCCAUCUCCGCGCUCCCGUCGCCGGCCCGCUUCGAGCCGAGCCCGGCGCGCGCGUCCACGGCCGCGGCGCUCCCGCCCCCGACGCGCGCCAAGCUCGACUUCCCCGCCACGGCGUCGCCCCUCGCGAAGGCGCCGGGCGGGAAGGAGAACGUCCUCCCCGCCGCGGCGCCGUCGACGCCCCCGGCGGUGACGGGGUCCGCCGAGAAGGAGAACCUCCUCCCCGCCGGCGCGGACGCCCACAACGAGCUGGUGGCGCUCAACCUCGCCGCGGUGGCCAGGGCAGCGGGCACGCCGGCCGCCGGCCCGCUCUUCGUUCGCGGCAGGCUCUACGACCUCUACUCGGCGCGCCGCGACGAGCGCCUCAAGCGCAAGCACGGCUUCCCCUACUACGAGGACUCCGCGUCCGCGGCGCUGGACCCGGAGGCUAUGGCCGAGGACCCCUGCGUCGCCGUCGAGCUGUCCAAGCGCCGCGUCGCCAAGAAGGCCUACGCCACCACUGGCGCCGAGUCCGUCAGGAGGUCCAUGCCGGCCGCCGACUUCGCCGCGGGCCGCUCCGGGGGCUUGGGGCCCAGGUCCUCACUCAGAAGCAGCAAGGAGAUGAAGAAGGCCUCCGCCGCGUCCGGCACCGUGUCGCAGGCUGUCAAGGAGAGGAGGGUCAACCCCAGGUCGUCCGCUCGUAGGAUCUGAGGGCUGGAGCGCCUCUCUUCUGAGUUGUGUGAUCUCCGGGAGAGGAGGAGGUGCUUCCUCUGUUGGAUGCGUAAUGUGGAUAUCGUGAUGCAAUAUACCUAUCUAGUAGAUGUCAGUAAAGAAAUAUUGGGCAGCUAUUGAUUGAGUUAUUGGAAAUACUAUUUUGGUAUUUGGAGCUCGUUUGGGGGAGAGA
Molecule: messenger RNA, 1224 nt
Organism: Panicum hallii
Lineage: Eukaryota; Viridiplantae; Streptophyta; Magnoliopsida; Poales; Poaceae
Product: skin secretory protein xP2-like
Exons: 2
Coding region: 147-1031 (294 amino acids)
Source: RefSeq, a predicted model, not a curated record